UGGAUCUUCUCCUCGACAUCAGCUGAGCCUGGAAGACUCAUCCCUCGGAGACCAUGGAGAGGGACAGCCGGAAUGCUUCCCCAGCAAGGACAUCUCCAGCAGGGACAUCAUCUCCUGCUCGGGCAUCUCCAACUGGGACACCUCCAGCCCGGGCAUCUCCAGCUCGGGCAUCUCCGGCUCGGGCAUCACCUUCCAGGUCAUCGUCCAGCAGGUCAUCAUCUGCCAGGUCGGCCUCCAUGACAUCCUCCCCGACCAGAGUGUACCUUGUUAGAGCAACACCAGUGGGGGCUGUACCCGUCCGGGCAUCUCCUGCCAGGGCAGCGCCAGCCACCAGGGUCACCGUGGAGAGCCCAGGUGUCAGCCUGCCCAAGUUCUCCUGGCGGGACGGCAUGAAGCGGCUGCCGCUCAUCGGGUGCGUGCUCCUCCUCAUCGCCCUCGUGGUGUCGCUCAUCAUCCUCUUCUACUUCUGGCAGGGCCGCACGGGGAUCAAGUACAAGGAGCAGGUAGAGAGCUGUCCCAGGCACGCCGUUCGCUGCAAUGGGGUGGUGGACUGCAAGCUGAAGAGUGACGAGCUGGGCUGCGUGAGGUUUGACUGGGAUAAGUCUCUGCUUAAAGUCUACUCUGGGUCCUCCCAUGAGUGGCUUCCCAUCUGCAGCAACAGCUGGAAUGAUUCCUACUCAGAGAAGACCUGCCAGCAGCUGGGCUUCCAGAGUGCUUACCGGACAACCGAAGUGGCCCACAGAGACUUUGCCAGCAGCUUCUCAAUCUCUGAAUACAACUCCACCGUCCAGGAAAGCCUCCACAGGUCUGAAUGUCCUUCCCAGCAGUAUGUCUCUCUCCAGUGUUCCCACUGUGGACUGAGGGCCAUGACCGGGCGGAUUGUGGGAGGAGCGCUGGCCCCAGAGAACAAGUGGCCUUGGCAAGUUAGCCUGCACUACGGCACCACCCACAUUUGUGGAGGCACGCUCAUAGAUGCCCAGUGGGUACUCACUGCUGCCCACUGCUUCUUUGUGACCCGGGAGAAGAUCCUAGAUGGCUGGAAGGUGUACGCAGGCACCAACAACCUGCACCAGCUGCCCGAGGCAGCCUCCAUCUCCCAGAUCAUCAUCAACAGCAACUACACCGACGAGCAAGACGACUAUGACAUCGCCCUCAUGCGACUCUCCAAGCCCCUGACCCUGUCCUCUCACAUCCACCCUGCCUGCCUCCCCAUGCAUGGACAGACCUUCAGCCUCAAUGAGACCUGCUGGAUCACAGGCUUUGGCAAGACCAAGGAGACAGAUGAGAAGACAUCCCCCUUCCUGCGAGAGGUGCAGGUCAGGCUCAUCGACUUCCGGAAGUGCAAUGACUAUUCAGUCUAUGACAGUUACCUUACCCCGAGGAUGAUGUGUGCUGGGGACCUCCGUGGGGGCAGAGACUCCUGCCAGGGAGACAGUGGGGGGCCUCUUGUCUGCGAGCAGAACAACCGCUGGUAUCUGACAGGUGUCACCAGCUGGGGCACAGGCUGUGGCCAGAGAAACAAGCCCGGCGUGUACACCAAAGUGACAGAAAUUCUCCCCUGGAUUUACAGCAAGAUGGAGAGUGAGGUGCGCUUCCGGAAAUCCUAAAGCAGCUGGCCUGCUCCUCCUCACAGUGCUGGCUGCUGUGAGGACUCUGGCCCAAGGGACUGGCCAUUUGCGGCAUCUUCGGGGCUAAGGGCCCCCAGGCACCUUUGUGCUCCCACCUCCGCUGUCUGCUGCCUCUGUGUGUGCGUGUGUGCGUGUGUGCGUGUGUGUUGCUGCUCUCCCAAGUUCUUCAGAAACCAGAAGAGCUGACAACUCUUCCAGAAAUCCCAGGCUGGAGAUCAUCUGGAGAUAAGAGUUCGGGUACCACGGAUGUUCCUGCAGAGAUGUCUGUAAAUGGUUGGAGGAGGCGGAGCCCAGAGCGCAGGGAAGGGCCUGGAAUUCUUGCUCCUCCGACCCUGACUUGGAGACUAGCCCAGUGUGGGCAGAUGCCGGCAGCUCAGGUGAUGCCACUGCUGACCCAGGACAGAUGACAGGUUCUGUGGGUGUGCCAGCCUCCCGGCGCCUGGACUCGCAGCGGUGCUAAGACCUCAGGCGUCCUGCCGGUGCCUCGGAUGUCAAGAGUUGGGCUGUGCUGUGACUAACCAGGCUGAUGACUGUGGAUAGAUCUCCGUGUAUUUGUCUGGUCACAAGUUGUUGGGGCAGAUUUUAUUUUAUUUUAUUUUUAUAUUCAAGAAAUGGAAAUAGAUGUAUUUUUAAAGAUUCCUCUAAAAAUUUCAGGAGCCUUAAGAGCUAGCAUCAACCACCCCAAGAACUCCAGGGGACUCAUAUGGAAGUUGUACCACUUUUAGAGUCCUACAAAAUGUUUCUGGCUUCAAAGGACUGCAUAAAGGACUGGACGAAAGCCCCAGGAUGGAUGUCUCCCAAGUCAGUGCAGCAUCUAGAGCCCCUUUGAGAUACUCAGGGCAGCAAAUCCUCAUCUGGGCUGGCGGGCAAGUCCAACACAGAUUCACAUUCCCGAAUCCAAGGGCCCCAGCCGAGGCAUGAAGAAAUUGACUCUGCUCCUGCCUAGGCUCCCAGGAGCCACAGGGCAGUGCAAAUACACAGAGUCCCUGUACCCAGGGGCUGUCCUGGGCCUUUGGGGUUUCUUCCCGGCUUUAUCCACCUUUUAGUUUCUCAGUUGUUCCAGAAACAUAGCACUGGCAUAAAAACUGCCAUGGAGAGAAAGCUAACCCUGUCUCCAGAUGCCCCCCCAAACAGCUCUUCUGAAGGAUCCCAGCUGGCCCUGCUCCUGCAAACCAUCAGUGGGGCUGGCCUUGCAGCUGAAGGCCCAGGCCUUCCCCAGCCUUUUCUCUGGGGCACCUGUUUCGCCCCCCAGUCUCCCUCUCCUCACCUUCCUCAAGCUGGUCUGGGCCCUUGUGGUGCUGUGCUUCUCAGAGGCAGGGGCUGAGCAGACCAGCCCAGCUCAGCCCAGCCAGGAGGCUGCUCAGGGGAAAGACUGCCCCAGAAUUGAAGGCUGGAGCUGGCUGGAGUGGCUGGGCAGGAUCUGAUGGGUCUGAGUACAUUGGGGAAUGUUAGCAAGGCUGGGGAGGGGGCCACAUUCAUGUCUACAGCAGUCCCCAGUAAUGGCCUUCAGCAAUAAAAGUCAU
Microcebus murinus (gray mouse lemur) is the source of this 3151-nucleotide messenger RNA. The record is from RefSeq and is a predicted model, not a curated record. NCBI's taxonomy places the organism in Eukaryota, Metazoa, Chordata, Mammalia, Primates, Cheirogaleidae.